GUUGGACUGCGCCAGGCGUCCCACUUCAACCCUUUCUUCACUCACUUUCGAAGACGACCAUCGCGGAAAUUUCGCUAUUCGAUACCAGCACCCGAUCGGACAGCGAAAUCCUGACAAUCCAGACCAACCGCAAUCAUGGCUGACGCUGACUACGACCCCGAGGCCGCCGCUGAGCUCAAGAAGAAGAGAACCUUCCGCAAGUUCUCUUACCGUGGAAUUGACCUUGACCAACUCCUCGAUCUCUCCUCGGACCAGCUCCGCGAUGUCGUCCACGCCCGCGCCCGCAGAAGGAUCAACCGUGGUCUGAAGCGCAAGCCCAUGGGCCUGAUCAAGAAGCUCCGCAAGGCGAAGCAGGAGGCCAAGCCCAACGAGAAGCCCGAGGUCGUCAAGACUCACCUGCGUGACAUGCUUGUCGUCCCCGAGAUGAUCGGCAGCGUCAUCGGCAUCUACUCUGGCAAGGAGUUCAACCAGGUCGAGAUCAAGCCCGAGAUGGUCGGCCACUACCUGGCUGAGUUCUCUAUCUCCUACCGCCCGGUCAAGCACGGUCGUCCCGGUAUCGGUGCGACGCACUCUUCUCGUUUCAUCCCUCUGAAGUAAAAUGGAUGUGGUCUUUUGCGGGUGCUUUGCAUUGUGUCGAAAUGGUCUCGGCGAACGGUCAUGGUUUUGCUUGGAACGGGAGGGGCACAACCACUAUCUAGCAUGAUAAGUGAUGGAAUGAAGCACACAAGCAUGUGCACUUGAAACCAACUUCGUGCCCACGAUCCGUGAGUGGGGUGAAAGUCGCUACGCGGACCAGGGGACACGUCGCGGGGAGGAAGACCACCCGCGGCUUAGGUCGGUGGUGAGGCAGUCCACCAAGUCGAGGCGAUUAAAUGCACAAGUCCGAAUCCACCGGGGUCCAGAGGCUACUGGACGUGCUGAAAAUAGUCGUGCCAUGUCAUAAAAUCCUGCCUUGUUGUCCGUCCGUUUUAGUAGUCAGGACGGCCGGUGCAUGAGGUUUCCCAUCAAUGCUGAGGCGGGCCAGGCCCGGUGUCGAUUGUGUUGGCGUGCGGUCGGCCCAAUACACCCCUUCCGUCACGGCCAUUUUCAGCGUUUGCGGCCCGGAAUGACCUUCCUGUGAGUCCAUAGUCGCAGGAAGUCCUGUCCUGUCCGAACAGACUGGCGGCAUCACUGGGAAUUGACUCUCUUUCC
Messenger RNA from Diaporthe batatas, 1191 nucleotides. RefSeq names its product ribosomal 40S subunit protein S15. Gene Ontology annotation, molecular function: RNA binding; structural constituent of ribosome. The transcript has 4 exons. Gene Ontology annotation, biological process: ribosomal small subunit assembly; translation. The coding region runs from base 136 to 597 and encodes 153 amino acids. The record is from RefSeq and is a predicted model, not a curated record. Lineage: Eukaryota; Fungi; Ascomycota; Sordariomycetes; Diaporthales; Diaporthaceae. Gene Ontology annotation, cellular component: cytosolic small ribosomal subunit; ribosome.